UUGAAGAUAUCAAUGGAAGGUGAAGGUGGUGCUUGGAAGCAGUGUGAUGAGGAUAUAACUCUGAAUAAUCCUCUACUAUCAGAACAUGAAGGAAACCAAAUUUCUGGUAGUGGUCUCCCCAACAAUGUCAUUACCACAACAUCUUUCCUUAAAACUUGUUUCAAUGGCCUCAAUGCUUUAACAGGCAUUGGAAUACUAUCAGUUCCAUAUGCUUUAGCCUCAGGCGGGUGGCUAAGUUUAGCACUUUUAUUUUCUAUUGCAACAAUAGCAUUCUACACAGGUUUAUUAAUGAAAAGAUGUAUGGAAAAACAUUCCAACAUUAAAAUAUUUCCUGAUAUAGGUGAACUUGCAUUUGGAAAAACCGGAAGAUACAUAGUAUCAAUAUCGAUGUAUACAGAACUAUACUUGGUUUCAACUGGGUUCUUGAUUCUAGAAGGAGAUAAUUUGAGUAACUUAUUUCCUAUUGGAGAGUUUCAAGUGGUUGGUUUAUCAAUUUGUGCAAAGCAAUUCUUUGUGGUAUUGGUUGCAUUAAUUAUUUUGCCAACAAUUUGGUUGGAUAAUUUGAGUUUGCUUUCAUAUGUUUCUGCUAGUGGUGUUUUUGCUUCAGUUAUAAUUAUUUUGUCAAUAUCUUGGACUGCAACAUUUGAUGGAAUUGGCUUUCACCAAAAGGGUGAUAUUGUGAAUUGGAAUGGGAUUCCAACAACUGUAAGCUUGUAUGCUUUUUGUUAUUGUGCACAUCCGAUUUUUCCUACUCUCUACAAUUCCAUGAGCAACAAACAUCAAUUCUCCAUUGUCCUAAUUGUUUGCUUUGUAUUAACCACCAUUGGUUAUGCAUCAAUGGCUAUAAUUGGUUAUUUAAUGUUUGGUUCAAAAGUUGAAUCACAAGUAACAUUAAAUUUGCCACUAAACAAAAUAAGUUCAAAAAUUGCAAUAUACACGACUUUGGUGAAUCCAAUAUCAAAGUUUGCUUUGAUGGCAACACCAAUUAUAAAUGCUUUGAAAGAUUUACUUCCAAGGACAUACAAGAAUAUUAGAGUGACCAACAUCUUUGUGAGCACUGUCUUUAUAAUUAGUAAUGUUAUUGUUGCAUUGAGUGUUCCAUUCUUUGGAUCUCUUAUGUCAUUGGUUGGAGCAUUUCUAAGUGUUACUGCUUCUGUUCUGCUUCCUUGUUUGUGUUACUUGAAGAUUUUUGGUACUUAUAGGAAAUUUGGGUUUGAGACAAUGACUAUAGUGAUGAUAGUAUUAGUAGCUAUAGUAAUGGAAAUAUCUGGGACAUAUAUUUCAAUUGUUGAAAUAGUACAAAAUUUGUAAUAGACAGUGUAUUAUUUUGUAGUCUAUUCUUAUU
Messenger RNA from Vicia villosa (hairy vetch), 1345 nucleotides. RefSeq names its product amino acid transporter AVT1I-like. Bases 13 to 1311 code for a protein of 432 amino acids. The record is from RefSeq and is a predicted model, not a curated record. The transcript has 3 exons. Gene Ontology annotation, cellular component: plasma membrane. Lineage: Eukaryota; Viridiplantae; Streptophyta; Magnoliopsida; Fabales; Fabaceae.